Parnassius apollo (apollo) is the source of this 300-nucleotide messenger RNA. NCBI's taxonomy places the organism in Eukaryota, Metazoa, Arthropoda, Insecta, Lepidoptera, Papilionidae. The record is from the annotation of a GenBank genome assembly.
AUGGAAUGUCCCCGUGUUAUAGAGUUAGUGAACGAAAAGAUAAAUGCAUUGGGACCAUGUGAUUGGAAAAAGCUAUGCGACAAAGUUAAGACAAUCGAAGAAGCUUAUGUCAAAAGCGACCAUGUCAUCGAUAAAAUGACGGAAGAGGUUAUAAUACGGGUUGGAGAUUCUGACAGCAGUGAUUCUGAAUUGGAUUCCUCAACUGACGUAGAAGAUGAAAUCGCAACUCCUGGCCCAAGUUCUGGUAUACCACUAGGAAAUUAUAUAGAAGGUGUCAUGCCAAUGAGUGAAAGUGAUUGA